AUGCAUGCUCCUUUCUUGUAUGCUGCUCUCUCUAUAGGCAAUGAACGAAACUUUGUGUGCUUCAAGUGCAAACGUGUGGUGGAGGGAGCUCUCAAAGGAUUUCAGCUGUAUUUGAAGCGGAAAGAUCAUAUCCCACCUUACAUCUGUGGACAAGACGGCUGCCUCAAUGAUUAUUUGCUGCGCCCAUCACUGUAUGACCACAUAAGGAAGCAUCACAUGACUGUAGCUCAACAGGUGGUGGCUGUGGUGGCGGUAAAUACAGCUGAUCAUGAAGACUAUUUCCAACAUCACGCUACACCUCCUCAAGCAGUAGCACUUGCAGCAGACGCAGUAGUAGCAGAUGCAGUAGUACCCUUUGUGCCUCAAGAUGAACUUGUGCCAUUUCAGCUUGAAGUACCAGAAGAACACGACGAAGUUGCUGUGGAUCUCCUUCAGAGUGCUGAGAAGUCGGUGCUGCGUCUCAGAAGUGUAACAUAUAUGACUAGUACAGCGGUGGAAGCAGUCCAGAAGGAAUGCUUUUUAUUAAUGGAAGAUACUGCCUUACAUCUUAAAAACAAAGUCCUGGAGUAUUUAUUAAGGACUGACUGUGAUGCUGGAAACUUACACCAACUGUUGAGUGAAUUUUCCCUUUCUGAUCCCUUUGUUAAAAUUCGCACUAAGGCUCAGCAGAUGAGCUGUUUUCAGAAAAAGUAUGGACUUUUGAUGCCAGAGGAAAUCUUUUUGGGCUAUACAAUGGAUUCAAGACUCAAUACUCUUAGAUUAGUAUUAGAGCCUACUCAAGUAGCAGCUUCCUUUCAGUACCUUAGUAUUAAAGAUAUUUUAAAAUCUGUUAUGAGUGAUCCCUAUCUUAGAAAUUUAAUCAUCAAUGGAAAUGUAAGAAGUGAAGAUGGCUAUGUGAGGUCUUUUUGUGAUGGUGAGCUUUAUGCCACUCUACCAGAUGAGCUGAAGAUGUGUGUGAGAGUUGUGCUGUACAUUGAUGACCUUGAAAUAGUUCAAGCACUCUCUGCAAGAAUAGGUGUAUAUAAAGUGGGCGGUAUAUAUUUUGGGAUCCAAAACCUCCCUGCAGAGCUUAAUGCUCUGCUUAGUAAUAUAUUUGUGACAGCACUUGCUUAUGCUGGAGAUGUGAAAAGACCUGAAGUGUGGGCUCCUUUUUUGAAAGACAUGAAGGAAUUGGAAAAUGAAGGUUGUGAAAUGAUUGUUGAUGGUGAGCCUUUCUUUUUUAGAGCUUUGCUUAUAGCCCAGAUUGGUGAUUCUCUCGCUGCUCAUGAGGUGUUAGGGUUCUCCCACUCUUCCAGCAAUGUAUUCUGCCGAUGCUGUUACAUCAACAGAAGUGAUAUGUGGAAAGACGGCACUACUUUAGGAGCUCCCCGUACAAUGGAACGCCAUGCUCUAGAUUUGCUCGGAACCCAGAAUGCAGUCAUCAGAAAAGCCACUGGUGUGAAAGGACCACCAUUGAUUGAUGGACUGCGUUUCUUUCAACCAAUCCGGAAUAGUGUGUUUGACAUCUUUCAUGACCUUCAACAGGGGGUUUGCAAAAUGGAAGUCAAACUUGCUCUUCGUGAGUAUGUGUGCAUAAAGAAAUACUUCACUGAGCAGCAAAUGAACUCUCGCAUUAAAUUUUUUGACUAUGGACUGCCUGAUAAGAAGAAUAAGCCCUCUGCAACUAUAACUGCCAAGUAUCUUGCAGAUAUAGAGUCGUAUAACUUGCACCAAACAGGUGCUCAAAUGUGGUGUUUAACUCGAGCAUUUGGAUUUUUGUUUGGUGACCUUGUCCCCAAGGAUGAUAAGUUUAUGGUAUUAAUUAGUUUGUUAAAUCAGAUCAUGAUGAUUGUAUUCUCUCAUGCUCAUUGUGAAUUUGACUUGAAUAACUUAGAGCACCUUGUUCCGGCACAUCAUUCUUUGUUUUUGGAAAUUUUCCCUGGCCGUCCUGAGCCUGAGCUGCAGGUUGAACAAGAAGCAGAACCCAGUGGUGUUGAUGACAAUGAAGACUGCGAUGAUCCUGAAGAAAUAAAUGUCGACACAGAAAGUGAAGUAUUUGUUCGUCCUGAAGAAUGUUUUGAAGAAUAUGAGGGGCUGCUCUUGUGA
Molecule: messenger RNA, 2085 nt
Organism: Thrips palmi
Lineage: Eukaryota; Metazoa; Arthropoda; Insecta; Thysanoptera; Thripidae
Exons: 1
Coding region: 1-2085 (694 amino acids)
Source: RefSeq, a predicted model, not a curated record